Messenger RNA from Malurus melanocephalus (red-backed fairy wren), 1263 nucleotides. It is a transcript of the gene SCN3B, whose product is annotated as sodium voltage-gated channel beta subunit 3. The transcript is spliced from 6 exons. The record is from RefSeq and is a predicted model, not a curated record. Bases 26 to 673 code for a protein of 215 amino acids. NCBI's taxonomy places the organism in Eukaryota, Metazoa, Chordata, Aves, Passeriformes, Maluridae. Gene Ontology annotation, molecular function: sodium channel regulator activity. Gene Ontology annotation, biological process: sodium ion transport; regulation of heart rate by cardiac conduction; ventricular cardiac muscle cell action potential. Gene Ontology annotation, cellular component: voltage-gated sodium channel complex.
CUGAGCAUCGGCCCGGCUCGGAACAAUGGCUGCGCUGCCGCGGUUGCUGUGCGCGGCCGCGCUCGCCCUGCUGCUCUGGGCUGGAAUUUGUUCCUCAGUGUGUGUGGAAGUCCCAUCUGAGACAGAAGCUGUCCAAGGCACGGACAUGAAGCUGCUCUGCAUCUCCUGCAUGAAGAGGGAAGAGGUGACGGCCAGCACGGUGGUGGAAUGGUUCUACAGGCCCGAGGGRGGAAAGGAUGAGCCUAUCUACGAGUACAGGAAAACCAACCACGAGUUCCCGAGCCGCUUCAGCGGCCGGAUCCAGUGGAACGGCAGCAAGGACAUGCAGGACGUGUCCAUCACCGUGGUGAACGUCACCCUCAACGAUUCGGGCAUUUACACCUGCAACAUCACCCGCGAGUUCGAGUUCGAGAUCCACCGGCCCCUGUUCACCAGCUCCAGGCUGAUCCACCUCACCGUGGUGGAGGAGGCUGGAGAAGAUUUCACGUCSGUCAUCUCGGAAAUUAUGAUGUACAUCCUGCUGGUGUUCCUCACCCUCUGGCUGCUCAUUGAGAUGAUCUAUUGCUACAGGAAAGUCUCCAAGGCUGAGGAGGCUGCCCAGGAAAACGCGACAGACUAUCUGGCGAUCCCGUCGGAGAACAAGGAGAACUGCCCUGUGCCCGUGGAGGAGUAGCAGAGAGGAGUCACUGGAGCCAUGGGCACCGAGGGGCUCUGAAGACAGAAGGACCACGCCACACCAGCCAGGUUUSAGGGGGAGCUCUGCGCCGCCGGGAGGAACACGGGGAAGUGUAAAUCCUCUUCCAUUUGCCUCRGACUCUGUACAGCCCUGCCUUUGGCCCCGUGCCCGCCCGCUGCUGAAGGACUCUUCUGUUGAAGCACCGGAGCAAACGGCACAGGGGUGCGGGCAGCACGGCUCCUUGCCGGGUUUCAGCUCCAUCAGCACCUCGAUGGCUUUGUAAAUGUUCCCCGUCACUCCUCAGCCGCUCUCACCACCACCUUUAUUUGCUGAACUCGCUCCUUCUCCAUUGCAGAGGUUUUCGGGGUAUGUAUGGCAUGCUGCCCUGAGCCGCAGGACUGCCAGUGAGGCUCUCUGACGGGGUUGUUCCUCCACACACCGUGGCCCAAGAAGUUAUAUCGGGUGAAAACAGGAAGAAUUUAAUGGCUUAAUGAAGUCGCUCUGGAUUUUGGGCUGUUCGUGUAAAGCAGAGUAGGGUGAGGACUGGAAUGCAGCAGAAUUGAAAAUGUGCAGCGGGAAAGACAGGA